Rotaria sp. Silwood1 is the source of this 426-nucleotide messenger RNA. The record is from the annotation of a GenBank genome assembly. NCBI's taxonomy places the organism in Eukaryota, Metazoa, Rotifera, Eurotatoria, Philodinida, Philodinidae.
AUGAAUCAAUCAGGAUUUAUUCAACAAGUUUGUAAAUAUGGUCAUGAAUCUGAUUCAAGUAAUUGUAAUCGUUGUUCUCAUCCAACAUCAAUUUUAGUAAUUCACUUAUUCAAGACUACAACAACAAGUCGAAAACGGUCUUCAUAUUAUUACAACUGUGUUGGUAUACAAGUAGUUGAUUCUAAUUAUCCAUUAGUUAAUGGUAAUAUUAUUCAUAUGAUAUUACAUUUUUAUUUACAACGCUCUGAAACUCGUGAUGUUCGUCAUCAAAUCUUAGCUAAACAAUUUGUAAUAGAUAUACAAGCAUCAAUAACUGCUACAUAUCUUGUUGUAAAUCAAAGUCAACAUUUAAAUUAUGCUCAAAUUCAACGAUCAUUAAACUUAGUACAAUUUAUUUAUUAUCAAAUUGCAAAUAUUUUUUAUUAA